CAGAAGAGGUAAUGUUAUUCAAAUUCAACAAUGAAUGGAAUUUGUAAAACAACUCCCCUGGACUUUAAAGACACAAACAGAAUACAUAAUGCAUGGAAAUCCAGAAUGCAUAACUUAAUCCAGAGUCCAUUGUCAUGGCGGAAACUCAACAAACAGGCAACAAAUGAAACAAGCCUACUUGAAGAAUCUCUUGAGAUACUCCUUUCCCAGAAACGUGGACAAUUAGCAUUUCGGGACUUUCUAAAGUCAGAGUUCUGUGAGGAGAACCUGGACUUUUGGCUCACCUGUCAAGAGUUCAAAACCCUUGACAGUCCCCAGGAGCUGACACGGAGAGCAGCACGCAUUUAUGAAGAGUUCAUCAGGCCAGAGUCUCCUACGCCGGUAAACUUAGAUUUCCACACGAGAGAUAUCAUCCGCCAGAAUCUCCAAAACCCAAGUCCAUCGUGUUUUGUUGUGGCACAGAAAAAAAUCUACAGCCUAAUGGAGAAUGGCUCAUUCUCACGCUUCAUUCAGUCUGAGCAAUACAAAGUCCUAUUUGAUGCAGCUCCUAAGCAGAGGGGCCUUGGGAAGCAUCGAAAGGCCUUGAGGAUAAGGAACAAUGGAGAUCUAAUACAGCAUGAUUCUAAAGCAAUCAGCCUGCAGAGCGAUUUGUAUCUCUUGCACAAGGACUGACACCGUGCAUGGUGAUAGUGGAAAGUGUUGCCAAAGGCUCAGGAGCUGCUGUUGACAGACACUGUGCAGGCACUUUCCCUUACCUCAAAAUGUCACCUCAACCACAUGGUGUUUAAAGACGUGCCAGUGCAAUGGACAUAACAUACUGUAGGCGGUGCCAUCUGGUGCACGGUGAACACUGGACAUCGACUAAAGUAAAACUGUGUUGCUGCUGGCUGAGACAGCCAAAGUCUUGAAUGUAAACUUUAAUAUUUAUGAUUCCACACAAGUGAAAUGCGUAUGACUGCAGGACUGUUAUGUAUUUUGUGAGUUUGCACUUUUAGUGGUCUUGUCAUGUAUGUAUGCCUCAUGAAGACUUGCUAUACUGUGGCACUUAUUUUUUGUUAAAUUCUAACUGUUCAGUUGU
Thunnus maccoyii (southern bluefin tuna) is the source of this 1078-nucleotide messenger RNA. Its product is annotated as regulator of G-protein signaling 8-like. The coding region runs from base 31 to 672 and encodes 213 amino acids. The transcript is spliced from 5 exons. NCBI's taxonomy places the organism in Eukaryota, Metazoa, Chordata, Actinopteri, Scombriformes, Scombridae. The record is from RefSeq and is a predicted model, not a curated record.